AUGAGGGAUCGUUUUAUUCCUCACAAUUUCAAGCAAAGUCAAUAUGUGAAGUGGAGCACUUUGCAACAAAACGGAGAAUCGGCUGAGGACUACAUCAAAGAGUUUGACAGACUUUCUAUCGUGUGUGAAAUCACGGAGAAUGAAGAACUCAAGAUGGGACGUUUCGUGGCUGAGUUGGAUCAAGAGUUGCAAGACAAACUUGAAGGUUACACCAAUUUAACCUUUGCUGAAGCUUGCAAAUUUGUGAUCAAGUUUGAUUCGAAAAGGAAGAAGAAGAAGUCGAUUGUCACCCCUCAAACGGCACGAAGACCAACCUUCCCUGUCAAAGAUGGUUCUUCUUUUGUCAAAGCCAACGAUCCACCUAAGAAGGACAAGAAAGAUUUCAAAAUGAGUGACAUUGUUUGUUACAAGUGCGGAGGAAGGGGUCAUUUUAAGAAGGAUUGUCCAAAUUCCAGAGCUUUGACCAUACAAGAGGUAAAGCUUAUUGCUAACCAAACUAUCAAUUGGGAGGAUUUCGAGGUUGAAGAAGUGGAGGACGUGAAUUCUACUGAAGGGGACGGGGAGGAAGAGCAAUGUUUCCCCGAAGAAGAGACCAAAACAAAUCUGGUUGUGAGAAGGGCGUUGCAAGCUCGCGUUGACGAACCCUUAGCACCGCAAAGGCAACAUAUUUUCAUUACCAAGUGCAAGAUUAAAGGCGAGGUAUGUGAUUUAAUUGUUGAUGGUGGUAGUGAGGCAAACACAGUUUCCAAAACCUUGAUAGCUAGACUUGGUCUUACAACGACAAAUCACCCACAUCCUUAUAAGUUGAGUUGGUUGGACUCUAAUUCUAGCACGGGGGUUAGGAAACAAUGCAUGGUUAGUUUUUCUAUUGGGUCUUAUCAUGAUACUCAACUGUGUGAUGUUGUGUCUAUGGAUGCUUGUCACAUUUUGCUUGGUAGACCUUGGCAAACUGAUCGAAAAUCUCAACAUGAUGGGGAAAUUGAUGGUGAGGAGGAAUUAUACUUGUUGUACUCUAAAGAGAUCCACGAAAAUUUUGUGAGUCAAAAUCCCAAAUUAGCUCAGUUGAUUAAGGAUUUUGAGGAUGUUUUUCCCGAUGAGUUACCGAAAGAGUUACCACCUUUGAGGGGAAUUGAACAUCAAAUUGACCUCAUUCCCGGUGCUCCUUUGCCUAACAAACCUGCCUAUAGGUGUAAUCCCUUGGAAACUAAGGAAUUGCAACGACAAAUUGAGGAGUUGAUGAGUAUGGGGUUUCCAAUUCCAAGACUAGAUGACAUGCUUGAUGAACUGAGUGGCUCAAAGUGGUUUUCAAAAGUGGAUUUGAGGAGUGGUUAUCAUCAAAUUCGGAUGAGAAAAGGAGAUGAAUGGAAGACCGCUUUCAAAACCAAGCACGGUUUGUAUGAGUGGCUCGUGAUGCCAUUUGGACUCACCAACGCACCUAGCACUUUCAUGAGGUUGAUGAACGAGGUGUUGCGGCCUUUCCUUGGCAAAUUCGUGGUGGUGCACCUUGAUGAUAUCCUUAUUUAUAGCAAAAAUGGGGAUGAACAUUUGAUACAUUUAUUUAAAGUUUUCACGGAGAAGGAGUGA
This is a messenger RNA of Chenopodium quinoa (quinoa), 1584 nucleotides long. RefSeq lists its product as uncharacterized. The transcript is spliced from 4 exons. Gene Ontology annotation, molecular function: nucleic acid binding; zinc ion binding. The coding region runs from base 1 to 1584 and encodes 527 amino acids. NCBI's taxonomy places the organism in Eukaryota, Viridiplantae, Streptophyta, Magnoliopsida, Caryophyllales, Amaranthaceae. The record is from RefSeq and is a predicted model, not a curated record.